AUGGUUUCCGAAUCAGCUCAAAUUGUGAUCACUACGAUCUUCACCAUGCUUGUAAUCACAGAUAUCAUGGGAAACACUCUGGUUUGUGCUGUCAUAAUCAAAAGCCAUGACAUGAGGACGCCUAUGAACUAUUUGCUGAUCAAUUUGGCUCUGGCAGAUAUUAUGGUGGCGUUGUUUAUUGCACCGCAGUUUAUCCUCAUCCAUACUUUCAAGCAUCCGGAUGGCAUGACAGGAGCUUUAUUUUGUAAACUGCUGACUGGUGGUAACCUGAUGUGGACAGGCGCAACUGCAUCUGCCUUCACAUUAGUUGUCAUUGCGUUUGAACGAUAUUAUGCUGUAAUGUAUCCUCAUGGUAGCAAGGGAAAGAUGACGAAUAACAAACUGAAAGUGAGUAUGGCAAUAACAGACCCCCGAGUACUGUUGAGAGAGCACAGAUAUAUUCAAAGCAACGACAAUGUGUUAUGAUGACCAAAUUGUUUAAUUUGGGCCUAUGACAAAUCUACCGGUUGUGUACCAUAAGGACAGACUGUGCUUAGCUUAUAUGAGGUGUUGGCGUCAUGGAGCCACUGAAUUCGCGUCAUAAAGCCUCUGAAUUUCCCUUCAUAAGGCGCAAUACAAAGCAUGGUCUUUUGUCAAAUUGCGUCAACAAUUUCUCGAUACCAACAUGUUCACCUGACUGAAGGUGGGGGUUUAGUAAGAGUUAAGAAAAAAAAAAACUGUAUUCGAUGCCAAACGCACUGAAAUGAAUAACUGAGCCACCUCUAUUUUCAGAACACAAUUACUAUCUGAACAAUGACCAGAUGCGCUGUUGCAUGAGAUGAACUCAUUACAUAGUCUGAAGUGUGAAGUCGAAACCAAUGUAGAAAACAACAAAUUAUUAAGUGCAUUAUUAAACGUUCCACAUAAAACCGAUUAAAAAAAAAAAUUAAGAAUUUCUUUCUUUUUUUCGUUUGAAGUAAUAGUA
Molecule: messenger RNA, 964 nt
Organism: Orbicella faveolata
Lineage: Eukaryota; Metazoa; Cnidaria; Anthozoa; Scleractinia; Merulinidae
Product: pyroglutamylated RF-amide peptide receptor-like
Biological process (GO): G protein-coupled receptor signaling pathway
Cellular component (GO): membrane
Molecular function (GO): G protein-coupled receptor activity
Source: RefSeq, a predicted model, not a curated record